Messenger RNA from Mytilus californianus (California mussel), 3775 nucleotides. RefSeq lists its product as uncharacterized. The record is from RefSeq and is a predicted model, not a curated record. The transcript has 6 exons. Lineage: Eukaryota; Metazoa; Mollusca; Bivalvia; Mytilida; Mytilidae. The coding region runs from base 77 to 2512 and encodes 811 amino acids.
GCAACUAAGAUAUGUAAACUUCCGGUAAAAUUGUACCCAACGAAACACUUACAAUGAAGACGGUAAAGGCGUGAUAAUGUCGGUCUCUGUUGACCUUGGUGACACCAAAAUGGAAACAGAAGCAGUGACAGAAGACGAAGUACCAAGAUUCAAAGAGGGCAGGAAAAGACAUCCCAAGGAGGCAGCAAGGGAGGCUACAGCGAUAACCUUUGAUGUUAAUCUUAGUGAAGCUGCAUUUGGACACCUAGAAUUACUUGAAAUAGUCAAUGAAUAUCCAUGCUUGUAUUGUGGACCAUUUAAAAGGCGUGGCAUCAAACGAUAUGAAGAGUUUUGGCUCCCGCUUGUAGCAUCACAGAAUGACUACUUGGCAGCCCCAUUGGAUAUAGAAUGGAUCUGGCACUGCCAUAUGUUGGCACCAAAGGCAUAUAUUGCUGACUGUGAACGAAUGUUUGGAAAAAUCAUUGACCAUAAGGUAUUUAGAAUGGACGAACGGGAAAUGAGAAUGCACAAAUCACAAGAGCUUUGGGAAAAGAGAUAUCCAAAGGAACCAUUUUUGGUAGAAAUACCUGAUGCAGAUGCAUAUGCCGAAAACUAUGGACCCGAUAUAGAUCAGACGAUAUGCACACAUUCUUCACGACUAGGAUACAACAUAGAAUCUGCUACCUGUCGACAGGGUAAAUUCUUUCACAACGUUAGCCUGCCACAUUAUCGUGACAAGAAAUAUAUUCGACUUGCCUUUGAAAGGUACCAGAAGUUUCUUUAUCUAAAACAAUGUACAGAAAAGACGUUUUUGGUACCUUGUUAUGACAUUGAUUUGAUAUGGCAUACACAUCAACUGCAUCCUAUCAAAUACAAAGAAGACACGCAAAGAGUUCUGGGUAAACUGUUGCCUCAUGACGACAAUACAACAGAUCGAUCAGAUGGAUCAAAACUGUCUAUUUCAUAUAAAGUAACCGGAAAACUUUGGCAUGAAUUGUAUGGUGAAAAUUAUCAGUAUCCUGGUGCGAUGUACAGAGGCGAGACUUCACGUGGCAGGUAUAAGCAAGCAUCGGUUGCAGUACCUUCCGAAGUUCAACAAAAAGCAGUCACAGUUACGUUUGAUUUUAUGGCACUAGAAAAAGGAAAAGAUGGAAAGCCAGUAAAACAGUAUCAGGUAGAUGUGUUUAUGGAUUUCAAGGAUGAUCAAAAAAGAGCCUAUGACAAUGGACGUAAACUUUUGAUGUCGCUACAGGGACCGAAUUUAGAAUGUAUCGCUGGAGAAGCAAGACCAUUUGAAUAUGACCCAGUUACGCAGCACAACCCGUUAGUUAUUCGACUUGCCAAAUUUAGAAAGGAAGACUUCGAAACAGCUUCAGAAAGUGGAUAUAGUACAAGAUCUGACGUUGCUGUAAUGAAAACUAUUGCCGAAAAGGAUGAACUGAAUGAGUCAGAAGUAAGUAUACGUUCACAAAUGAUGGCAAGUGCAAGGUCAAAGAAAUCGGAUAAAUCAGAUGAAAGUAUGUCAGGUUCGUCAGGUUUUAGCAGCUGCGAUGAUUUUAUGAGUGAAAAAUCGCAGGAAUCGUUCCUAGAAGCUCAGCUAGAAUUAAAUGGAAUUGGAGACUGGGUUAGUUCUACACAAAAAAUGUUCCAAGAAGCAAUUAGCUACGAAGAUUCAUCUGGAGAACACUACGUUUUGUAUCUUAGUGGAAGAAUAGAGGAUAGAAGUGACUUGUGCCAUUUUGUUUUGGUUUCAGAGGAAUUCGAGACAAUGUUAUAUCCAAAAGAUUUAGCACAAAUCAAUAUCCCUGAAUAUACGAUAUAUGAUCCACAGGAAAACUGCCGUGUUUGCUACUUUGCUGACCAAAAAAUGAGGGACGACAAGAAUGGUCUUAGUUUUACAUGUCGAGUAAUGCAUUCGCCACUGCAUACUGUAUCAGCUGUUCAAAUCUUUCAUGGUGAAGAGAUCCUCCAGGAUGAAUCAGUAAAACCAAUUGUUACUAUCAGACUUGUAGAUUCCCAACAACUGCCCUUACCAUCUAUGGUGUUUAAUGGUGCAAAGCCUUGUCUCACACUUGAUCCAAGGUACAAAGAGAGAGGGGUGCUCAUUCAGGACAAUGACGGGGAUUGGGCAAUAGUUGUUGGUUCUUGGUUUGUUACAGAUGACCAACCAGGAACACUUCGCUUUAAAUUAUUUAAAUGCAGCAGUGGAAUCAUCAAAACAUUAAUGCUACGAUACGAGGAGCACCAAUGCAAAAUAACAAUUGAAUCCUGUACUAUUGAUUUUCAAAAUGGCCGACUUGAGAUUGAUGCCAAAUCAGACGAGUUGGUACAAAAUAUCGGACUUGCUUUCGCAAUUGCCAUCCUCCAUGUACUCUGUGUACCACGACCUGACACCUGGAAACCUGGUGAACCUGUCGUUACACCAAAAACAAAACAUGUUUUUACAGACACAAUGUUAUUUGCUCAUGGUGUUGGGUUAGAUGUUGUUACUCCAUCCAAUCAUUUCAGAGAAAAACGCAGACAGAAGAAAUAAAUCAGUUUUAAAAAUAACAACUCGCUGAUAGUAUGCAUGCGCACUUUUAAAACAAAUUAAUGCCAAUUCCAUUCCAUGUAACUUUGACUGAAGUACAAUCUAGGUUAACCGUGACUGAAAAGAAGUUAAUGCUCAACCUGUCUUUCAAAAACAUGCUUGGUUUUCAGAUUAGAUUUGUUUCAUUACACAUAUAUCCAUAUAUGUAUAUUUAGAACUGAUAUACAACAACCUUAAAAGAUAUGUGUUUAUGUUAUUUUUCAUUGCUAAUUGUCAUAUUCUCAAAGACGUCUAGAACUAAUUCAUUCAAUUGUUUGUAUAACUUCAAAGAUGGCUACAACAAAGGUAGCAGUUUCUUCUUGAAGCAUCAAGGGAAAUCAAAGCAUUUCAUACAAAUUUACGUGUGCCGGUAUAGGAGUUACUUAGUUUUGUUUGUCUUUGGUUUACUUCUUGGUUUGAAUCAUUAUCAAACAAAUUAAAGCAUACCAUCCAAACCAGAAUAAGCAAUAUAGGAAUGCCAUACUUUGGUAAAUCGUUGAUAUUUUGACUCAACGGAGUUGAGGGGACAAACUAUAGAAUGUUGUGUGUAAGUACAACGUGGAGAAACUGGCUGUGUGCACUGAGCUGACUGACAACUCGGUUCAUUUGCUUAGAUCAAUUUUUAAAUUCCAAAUAAGUUUAAGAUACGAAGGGGUCACAUUUAUACAGCUUGGUGUAAAGAUGAAUCUCAGGUAGUAAACUGUCGUCAAAUUGAGUUUUCCGGCACUGUGCUAGCAGUGCCAGAAAACGGAUAUUUGCGACUGAAAAUUUUAAGACUCAUAUCUUCAAGUAAAAUACAUCAUUUUUAUAUAUUUUCUAAUGCAAUUGCUAGACACGGAAAAACAUUUUUUUAUCUUCAUUUCACGCUUCAUCGGACUUCCAAGUUUUACGUUCGAAUUGUUAUAUGCUAAGCGAUUUACAAUCAUAAAGCUUGGCGUAAGCAUUAUCCAACGGGGGAAAAAGAAUACUUCCGUAAGUAUAUAACUUUGACCUAUAUUUAAUUCUUCACUGACUUCAGAUUACACUUAUGCAUGCAUGGUAAUGAAAUCAUCGUACAAAUGUUCAUAUCGAAAAACUGGUGGAGUUGAAUUGUGAAUGUGUUUUUAUUGACUGCUAACCUGAUUUUUUUUUAAAUUUGUGAUAUUAACCACUAUUGAAGUGUUGUUAUAUUGUUAUUGUUAUUAGAUUUGCAUUUAUUUAUUAUAUAAUAAAACCUACUUCAAACAA